UGCAUUGGAAAUAAGCACACAGAAACAAGUCUCUACAUAUGUGUGGAGUCCUUGUUGUUGUGGUGUGCCAGGAAAACAAAUUCGAUCAACAGUUCAUUGAUUAACAUAACCACUAGGUGAACUUUGUCUCUGUAGCUUUAGUGUUAUUAGUUGAUAAUUCAGAGAAAAGCUUCUAUCCUACUAUCUAUUUGGAUUCGCCACUUCAUCAACAUGAAGCUUUCCGUGUUCUGGUUUGCAUGGGCUUUUGCUCUUCUAGUUUCCAUGGCUUCUGCUGCUACAGUAGAACACACUUUCAUUGUUCAAAACAAGGCUGUCACACGCUUGUGCAAAGAGCGAGUGAUUGUCACAGUUAAUGGACUUUAUCCUGGACCAAGGAUAGAUGUCAGAGAAGGGGACGCUGUGAUUGUUCACGUAAUCAACAAGUCACCCUACAAUAUCACUAUUCAUUGGCAUGGAGUAUUCCAGCUCUUUAGUGCAUGGGCAGAUGGUCCUGAAUAUAUAACCCAAUGCAAUAUUCGUCCCCAAAAGAGUUACACUUAUAAAUUCAAUGUGAUACAACAAGAAGGGACAUUGUGGUGGCAUGCACACUCAGGAGUUUUACGUGCCACGGUUCAUGGUGCUUUUAUCAUUCACCCUCGUUCGGGUCUGUUUCCUUUUCCUAAACCCUACAAGCAAGUACCAAUAAUAUUAGGUGAUUGGUAUGACGGUAAUGUUGUGGAUAUUUAUCAGCAAGUACUGCUUCUCGGGGAUGUAAGACCAUCUGCUGCCUACACCAUCAAUGGUUUGCCUGGUGAUCUCUACAAUUGCUCUAGAAAUCAGAUGUUCAAGCUAAAGGUAAGGCCAGGGAAGACCUACUUGCUAAGAAUGAUCAACGCUGCAUUCAAUAAUAACCUUUUCGUCAAGAUAGCCAACCACAGCUUCACAGUCGUUGCCAUGGACGCUUCCUACAUCGAACCCUAUGCAACCGACAUCAUCACCAUUGCCCCUGGCCAAAGUGCUGACGUGCUCUUCAAAGCCAACCAACCCAUAGGCUCAUAUUACAUGGCAGCCUCUCCUUACGUUGUGGGCCAGCCAGAAGUGCUAUUCGACACCACGACAACUCGCGGCAUUGUCGUUUACGAAGGCUACAAGACAUCAUCAAAAAAUUAUUCAAAGCCCAUUGUGCCAAUACUCCCACACUUCAACGACACCCCAAUUGCUCACAAAUUUUUUAGCAACAUCACGAGCUUGAUGGGGGCCCCACAUUGGGUCCCGGUCCCACUUGAGGUGGAUGAGCACAUGUUCAUCACCAUUAACAUAAACCUUGAAAGGUGUCCCAAGAAUGGCACGUGUCAAGGUGUGUUUGGACAGAAAUUCUCCGCAAGCAUGAACAACGAAUCAUUUGUGCACCCCGUUGGAAAAGGAUACUCUAUGUUGGAAGCAUCGUUUUACAAUGUGAGUGGUGUGUAUACUACUGAUUUCCCUGACAAGCCUCCAAUCAUAUUCGAUUUCACGGACCCCAAAAUUGCUUUGGAUACCAAGUAUUUGUUUACGCCGCCAAAAUCGACCAAGGUGAAGAAACUCAAGUUCAAUUCCACCGUGGAGGUUGUGUUUCAAAAUACCCAAAUUAUGAACGCGCAAAGCCACCCCAUGCACCUUCAUGGUUUUAGUUUCCAUGUUUUGGCUCAAGAUUUUGGGAAUUUCGAUUACACCAAAGAUAAACACAAGUUUAAUUUGGUGAACCCAAUAUUUCGCAACACGAUUGCUGUGCCAGCGGGAGGAUGGGCUGUUAUCAGAUUCCAAGCAAACAAUCCAGGGAUGUGGUUUGUGCAUUGCCAUGUGGAUGAUCAUCAGCUAUGGGGACUAGACAUGGUUUUCGAGGUUGAAAAUGGACCAACUCCUUCAACUUCUCUACCUCCACCACCUGCUGAUCUACCUAAAUGUUAGCUAUAUAUAUGUGCCUGCAGAAUGCAAUCACAAAUCACAAGUCAAUACCAAUUUCCUCCUCCUUUUCUUUUUUCAAUGCACUUAAUAAGCCAAUUUUUUUUAAUUUCAAGCAGUAAAUAAUAGCUUCACUUAAACACAACAUCAAGCAAGAUAAGUAAACCAGAAUUAUUUGUAGAAUCUUGCUAUAAUUAAUUAAUAAAAGUACCUUACUGCUAAGCUUACUCUCUCAUCUCUACCAACUCUCCUCCUUGUACUACUAUUUGUUUUUAUUUAAUAAUAAUAAUAAUUUCAUCUA
This is a messenger RNA of Glycine soja, 2221 nucleotides long. Its product is annotated as laccase-7-like. Gene Ontology annotation, cellular component: apoplast. The transcript has 6 exons. Gene Ontology annotation, molecular function: hydroquinone:oxygen oxidoreductase activity; copper ion binding. NCBI's taxonomy places the organism in Eukaryota, Viridiplantae, Streptophyta, Magnoliopsida, Fabales, Fabaceae. The coding region runs from base 211 to 1926 and encodes 571 amino acids. The record is from RefSeq and is a predicted model, not a curated record. Gene Ontology annotation, biological process: lignin catabolic process.